GAAGUUAAUGAAACAGGGCGCUGGUACUCAGAGUCGUAUUAAACUGGCCACAUUCCUGUUGGAGCAUGGAGCAGACGUCAACGCCAAAAACAAACGCGAUAAAACUCCAAUUGAUGUCUGUUCUAACAAGACGCUGAAAAAAGCUGUAGAAAACUUCAAAAAAGAAAGCAGUAAACCUGCGCCUGCAUUAGUCAGCGCUCUGCUGUGUUCUCAGUGCUUCUCACGCACCGCUGACGUCACAUUGUUGCCAUGUAACCACAAGAUGACGUGCAGAGAAUGUCAUAAGAUGGUGUCCAUUUGUCCAGUUUGUGGAGGAGAGGUCACAAAAGCUGUUGAUGCAGACUCCAACGAGAUUGAUUGAGGAGCAGUUGCACCACGCAAGAAACCCACACCUACGUAUGUUUUGGAGAAGAGAGAAGCUAAGAAAAUAAUUAAUGCAUAAUACUUAGAAAUUUGAGCAUAUGGCUAUGUUCUGUUUAGUCUUGAAUUUUGUUUGAAUUUGUUGAAAAGGUGGGAGACUGGUAUCAUUUUUUUUUUUUUUUUAUUGAUUUCGGUUUUUUAGCACUUUGUAAUUAUCUGAUGUACAGAUAAGUACACUAUUAUGUAUUGACUAUUUUAAGACGACCACUUGACUGAAUAUUAUUCACAUAUACAUAGACGGACGUUAAACGGUUAAAGGCUAAAAAAAAUACUUUAUAAUUACAAAAACAGUAAAAAAAAAAAAAAAAAAAAAAAAACCCCACCAAAAACUCCAAACAACACAACACAACAAAAUACACUUAUAAUUAUAAGACAUCUUUAUAAGCCAGGCGAGGGACGGGACGUAGCCCAUUGGUAAAGCACUCGCUUGAUGUUCGGUUGUUCUAGCAUUGGUGGGCCCAUUGGACUAUUUCUCAUUCCAGCCAGUGGGAAAUGACUGGUAUAUCAAUGGCCGUGGUAUGCGGUGUCCUGUCCUGGUGCAUAUGAAAGAUUCCUUGCUACUGAUAGAACAAUGUGGCGGGUUUCCUGUCUAAAAAUAACUAAAUGCUCGACAUCAAGUAGCCGAUGAUUUGUAAAUCAAUGUGCUCUAGUGGCGUCGUUAAAUUAAACAAACUGUAACUUUAACUGUCUCCACUAGACGCGCAGUCCACAGUGAGUACAGUUUAUACAUCCUCUCCAGUUAGAACAUGUUCUAUUCUUUAUAUCCGUAAAACGCGUCUGUCUGUUCAGAAUCGCAGCUAUAGUGUAAAAUACCCAUGAAAGAAAGAAAGAAAUGUUUUAUUUAACGACGCACUCAACACAUUUUAUUUACAGUUAUAUGGCGUCAGACAUAUGGCUAAGGACCACACAGAUUUUGAGAGGAAACCCGCU
Molecule: messenger RNA, 1350 nt
Organism: Gigantopelta aegis
Lineage: Eukaryota; Metazoa; Mollusca; Gastropoda; Neomphalida; Peltospiridae
Product: baculoviral IAP repeat-containing protein 8-like
Exons: 3
Coding region: 8-361 (117 amino acids)
Source: RefSeq, a predicted model, not a curated record